Molecule: messenger RNA, 7159 nt
Organism: Malaclemys terrapin pileata
Lineage: Eukaryota; Metazoa; Chordata; Testudines; Emydidae
Gene: WTIP
Product: WT1 interacting protein
Exons: 8
Coding region: 1018-3120 (700 amino acids)
Biological process (GO): regulation of DNA-templated transcription; cytoskeleton organization; response to hypoxia
Cellular component (GO): nucleus; P-body; transcription regulator complex
Molecular function (GO): transcription corepressor activity
Source: RefSeq, a predicted model, not a curated record
GGCACAAACAGACAAAACCCAGUAAAUCCAGAGGGAACGCUGGCACUCCACUUCCUAAACUCACCCACUUGGUUGUGGGGGGAGAGAUGGAGCAAAUGCAGUGUGUGAAUUCAGGACAAGCAUGUCAGCCUCAGCUUUGAAUUUCCUGGCUCUGUUGGGCGAGCUCGAUUUUAUCUAGAUCUGGGGAGGAGAUUACAUUUAUAUCCCGCAAACCCCAGCUUCAGAAGAAAAGUUUGAACUCCCCUCAAGGUGUGAAGCACAGGGCUCCCACCUCCUCCAGGCUUGAGCUUCCCCCCCUUCCUCCCCUGGGCUGUGAAACUGGAGAAGAGGAGCAGGAACAAUGUCACAUGAAGGGAAUGCUAACUACACUGCAACCUCGCUGCUUCCAGGCAGCUCCUCCAGCCUCAGCCUCUCUUUCUCUCUGGCUGACUUGGUUAAAAUCAUUGUUUGGCUCCAGCAUUAACUACAUUCCAGAGGGACGCAGCGCCCAGUCUCCUUCCUCGCAUUCCUGCCCCACACAAAGGAGUCCCUCCCUCGCCUGGCCUCUGUGCAUCUCUUCCAGCGCCACAAAGACCCUGGGAGCCGGGAGUUGCACUUGCCCCCAGGCUCGGAGUUUGUCCCCGGCGCUUGGUCUAGGUGCAACUCUGCUGGGAAAGGGGGAGAAGGCAGGCAGCCCCUGAGUGCAAAUUCCUCCGCGCAGCGCGCCAUUGACUGGCCUGAGCAACUUAUUUAAGGCUGGAAAUUGACACACGGGGGGCUUUUUCUUCUAGCCUCUCCUCGUUCGGCUAAGGGAGCUGGUCGUGCGACGGGCUGUGGAGCAGGGAUGCCUUCCAGGUGACCUGGUACAAGGAGCUGCUGGGUCACCUGGCUGCAGAUCUCUGGGGCAGGGGGAGCAGCCGGGGCAGAAAAGUGCUUUUCCCUGCUGCAAACUUCCCAGCCGGCGGCUUUCGUGCCCCCCCCCCUUCUAUUUUCUUUCUCUCCUCCCACCCCCACCCCCCGGCUCGGGGCCGGCGGAGCAUGGAGAGGUACGAGGAGGACAUUGCCCGAGCCAGCAAGUUCAUGGAAGAUCUGUCUCUCUACGAGACCUGCCAGGAUGGGCUGUACAGCGGCCGGGGCUGCAGCGCCAGCCGGAGGGAGCUGCUGGAAGACGCCCAACGGGCCAUCGCAGCCCACAUGACGGCGGAGCCGAGAGGCAAGAAAAUGAAUGGCACCGUGGCCCCCCCGGGGGACGCCCACCCCGCCGCCGCCUCCGGCAAAGUGUACCAGGCUGCGGCCGCCCCCCAGCCCCGCUCGCUGAACGGCGGCAGCCGGGGGGGCGGCCAGGAGCCGGGCUGCUGCGAGGAAGGGCUCUGCACCCGCUCCGAGGUGGCGCUGCCCUGCUACGGCGGCUUCGCGGACAAGGGCAGGCGCUAUUCCUCCGAGAGCGCCCGGCACAGCGCCGGCAGCGCCUACGAGGGCGUCUACGUGCCCAAGCCGGCCGGCUCCUAUCCCGGCCCGCCGGGCAGCCGAGCCCACGCCGGGCCCGAGGGCAAAUACAACGCGGCCAGCCCCAGGGCCAGCCUGGCCGCCUCCUGCCAGGAGCAGCUCAGCCGCUUCUCCAGCCCCAGGUCCAGCCUGGGCAGCAGCGGCGUCCCGGGCUACGAGAAGUUCUCCAGCCCCCGGGCCAGCCUGGUGGUGCCCGGGCAGGAGAAAUACACGAGCCCUCGGGCCAGCCUGGUGCAGUACGAAGGCAGCGCGCUGAGCCCCAGGUCGAGCUACGCCAGCACGGCCAGUGACACCAGCAAGCACUCCAGCCCCCGGGCCAGCCUGAACAGCUACGACUGCGGGAGCAAGCCCAGCAGCAACCGCACCAGCGGCAUCAGCAUGGGCUACGACCAGCGGCACAUCAGCCCCCGGUCCAGCACCGCCAGCCAGUACUCCUGCACCAUCAGCCCCCGCUCCAGCUACUCGGACUCCCGCUACGGCCCGUCGGGGAAUCCCGAGCUGGAUGGGGCUGGCGGGCCCGGGCUCCCCAUGGUCAGCCCCAGGUCCAGCCUUUGCAGCCAGGAGGGUCGGGCAGGGGCGGUGGGGAACUGCAACCCGUCUGUGAUCAGCCCCAGGUCUAGCAUCUCCAGCCAUAGCUCCCGGAGUUCCAGAGGCUCCAUGAGCGCUUACCCGGAGCUCCAGCUGCCGUCGCCCCGCUCUUCCAUGCUGGGACCAAGUUUACAGGAGGAAAAUACCACGCAGGAGCAUGGAGAUGCUUAUCCCAGGCACGAGCAGCAGCAGCAUCCUGCUUCCUCCAACCCCGACCCGGCUUCAGGGGCGUUAGCAUCCUACACCUACAGCCCAACCAAAGGGUCCGCUUCAGCUCCCAAAUUCAAGCUUCCGUAUCAGGUCACCCCGACCAGGGAGAGUGGACCCAGCCAGGCAGAGAGGAGGUUGGAAGCGUUGACGCUGGAGCUGGAGAAGGAGUUGGAGAUGCACAUGAAGAAGGAAUAUUUUGGUAUUUGUAUAAAGUGCGGAAAGGGCGUAUAUGGAGCGAGCCAGGCUUGCCAAGCAAUGGGUAACCUCUACCAUACCAACUGCUUCACCUGCUGCUCUUGUGGGAGAAGACUGCGAGGAAAAGCCUUCUACAAUGUCAAUGGUAAAGUGUACUGUGAAGAAGACUUCCUAUAUUCGGGCUUUCAGCAGACAGCAGACAAGUGCUUUGUUUGUGGACACCUCAUAAUGGAAAUGAUCUUACAGGCUCUUGGAAAGUCAUACCAUCCUGGCUGUUUCCGCUGCGUGGUCUGUAAUGAAUGUCUGGACGGAGUCCCCUUCACUGUAGACGUGGAGAACAAUAUUUACUGUGUCAAAGACUAUCACACUGUUUUUGCACCAAAAUGCGCUUCCUGUAACCAGCCAAUUCUACCAGCACAGGGCUCCGAGGAGACCAUUCGAGUGGUGUCAAUGGACAGAGAUUACCAUGUAGAAUGUUAUCACUGCGAGGACUGCGGUCUCCAGCUCAACGAUGAAGAAGGCCAUCGUUGCUAUCCUUUAGAGGGCCACCUACUCUGUCAUGGCUGUCAUAUUAGGCGCCUCAAUAUCAAAGUGCCACCACAUCCACCUCCAAGCUACCCAAUGCAUGUUACAGAACUCUGAAAGACGCUUUCUAUAGCAAUGGAUCGUGAGAGAGAAGAUGGAAGAACUAAAAAUGACUUUCCAGUUUUUAAAGAUGAAAUUCCUCUAAUAAUCCUCUAAACCAGCUAUUUAUUUUUUUUUUAAACCCUAUGUCAGAGGGCCUCUAUGGUCAUGUCCAUGUUUCCAUUUGCCUUCUGCAUUUUCACGGAGACACCACUUACUUGAAGAAAACAAAGAAAUGAUGCACCACUGAACUAACUGUAAGCAGAAGCAUUUCCCAGUACAGUGGUACGAAAGCCACUCAUUGCAGUGGGAGUGUUGCCUGAGUAAGAAGUGUAGAAUUAGUCCCCCUGAGUUAGCAACCUACAUAUCACAACAAGCGUGAUCAGAUAAAUACUAGCAUUUUAGCUAGUCCCACUGCAUCCUAGUCUUAGAGAAUAAACAUUCUCACAUUUCUGGAAUACUUAGAUUCCCAGCAGUAGUUCAUAGGAAGCAAAGUAGAUAUAUUUUUAGUAACAAAAAUCUUCAACCAUGGGUUAAUUGGUGGUAUUCACACCUAGGAAAGGCUUCGGGCCAGUGUCUUUUCCAUCCUAUUUGCUGUCACAGUGAUCCAACAGAGUAUUUAGCCUGCUGCAGAAACAUGGCAGGUGUCUCCUAUAGGAAGCACAUUACAGAAGAAUGUGUCCAUUCGCAAAGUUAAGAUUCUCUCAUAAAGGGUUAUUGCAUAUGAAGAAAAUUCUGGCUCUCCAUAAUAACGUGCCACUUACAUGCUUGAUUUGUUGUAGCGGCACGAGACCAACCGCAGCUUUAAAAGCGUUUGUCAUGUUCUUCUGGUGAUCUGGCACUUACUAAGCAAUCCAUUUUGUAAACCUGUUUUCGUUACUAGGUUUAGCAGCCCUUUUGGCUCUGCGAGGAGACACUUCUAUGUCUCAAUCCUACUUGUUUUAUACAAGACUUCAUUUGUUACAAACUGCUUUGCAAUUUUUUUCGUUACAUUUUAAAAAUUGGCAGCAGUUCUGUCAUCUUUUCAGUUUGAUGUGUUCUUUUCCAGAUGUAAUUUUGAAUGAUUACAGUGAUCAUCUUCAUUUGAAAACCAAGCAUGAUUUAGCAGAAAUAAUAAUUUAGAGUUUCAGCCAAUUGAAACAGAAAUUGGUAUUUUAUAACAAGUAUUAGAUGUACAUAGAAUGUACACACUUCAUCUUUUGCAUAAGCUUUUACAGUAACCUCAGAACUCUGGGGUAAUAUAUAUCUUCCAUAUAGGAAGUUAGAUGAAUUUUUUUUAAUGUUUGUUUUCUACUGUGCGUUGAUGAUUUACAUGCAAUCACACAUCUGUAUGUUUAAAUAACAAUUCCAUGUAUUCUCAUGAGAAUUGAUCUACGCUUUCCUGAAAUUAUUUUAUAGUUUGAAAUAUGGCCAUCACACCCUUCCUCAGAUAUAUUUAAAUGACAAAAUGCUUUUACUCUGAAUUAGGUGGAAAUAUCAGGCAAGAUUCUCAACAUGUGUAAAUUGAAAGACCUGCAGUGACUUCAACGAAGUUAUGCAGAUUUACACCACCUAAGAAUCUGUCCUAUCAGUUUUAGGAUUGUCACAUGUUAAGUUUCAUCAAACUAAUUAAGGAAAUAGCUAUUUGGCAACACCAUUGAAGUGUAGUAUAUGAAGACUCCAUUGAUGCAAUAAGGCAAUUCAGGAUAUGGUUGGAAAGCACAAAGAGCAACCAAUGGGCUCUGAUUCCUGAAUGGAAUAAUUAACUCAUGAGAUUCUCACUCCCUUUAUAGAGCUUUUUGAUAUUCCAAAAUAUCUUUAUUCAUUGAUGAUGGGAAGAGAUGAAUGUAACAGUUCAGAAACUGCUGCUGAAUUGUCUGGUUGGCAAAGAUUAAUCUGCCCUACUGGAUGAUCGUCAGUAAGUCCAAUGUGCCUUUAACCAGUCAUUUUAUAAUUAAUAGCUGGCUUAGUUAAUGUGAAAGCCAUGUUUUGGAGCACUGAUAAUGCUACAAAUAACCUCCUACAGUGGCAGUAAAAAUUAACCUUCUCACAAAUCUGACUUUAUUGAAGUAACUCGAGGAAUUUGCCUAGUAAUGAAAGUAUCAAAUUGAGGGUGUCAGAGCUUAAAGGUAAAUAUUUUGUAUUAGUCACAGCAUAAUACUUUUCCAUUUCACAAAACAGCUUUGGGCUUCAAGGCAUUGUAUUAGCAUGCGUUAUUGUUCAAACUAUAUGUAUAAAACCCCCCCAUUAAGAAAAAAAUAUUAAAACAUACAGAAGAUUUGGGUCUGUUCACAUGAGCAAGCCAGCCCAGAACAGUGCUUUCUACUGAAAAGUGCAUUUGCUCCAGGUGACUGGGAGGUAGAACCAUAGAAAACAGAGAUGAGAGACCAAACUAGGUCAUUUAGACCAUCCCUCUGCCAGUGUAUUAACUAGUGCUAGGUCUAUUAAGUUUGUAAGUUUUCACUCCUACAUUGCUUUUCAGUGGACAGCACUAUCUAACAUGUACAUACAAUUCUUCUUUGAAAACUAUCAUACUUUAGAACAGAAUAAUACUGAAUUUCACAUUUUAAUUUUUCAGUUCUUUCUAGUAGUUCUACUCAGUUCCAAUAUGUGUUAAGUAUCUUCAUGGUAAAAUGUUGAAAAAUUAUGUUUCAAUAUAGAAAGAGCUGUUUGUUUAAAACCAGAAAGCAGCAGUUGUUGUUCCAGUAUUUUCUAUAGACAGGGGCAUUCUAUUAAAACACCAUAAAUUACAACUGGCUUUUAGAGAGAUGAGGUGAGGAAGGUAAUAUUGUUUAUUGGACCAACUUUUGGUGGUGAAAGAGACAAGCUUUCAAGCUACACAAAGCUCUUCAGGUCAGCUGACUUUUACAUCAUUAAUAUAAGAGCUGGAGCAUAGUUGGUAUAAUUCACCUAUUAUUAUUAUUAUUAAGGAAGAAUAAGGGGAAAGCAUUCACCUAUUAUUAUUAUUAUUAUUCUUAAGGAAGAAUAAGGGGAAAGCUAUAAGCAAAUCUAAAGUGACAUGCUGUACAAUUUAGUAUUAAUGAGAGUUCCUAUGCAUUUUACCUCCUAUCUGGGGAAUUGUAUAAAUGAAAGCAUCUAAUGCUUUGCUUAAGGAGUAUUCUUAAGCUUAAGUAAACUUCCCAGUAUUCAUUUUAUAACAUGAUUAUUUAUUGGAAACCACCUCUGUGUACUGUACUUUCAGAAUAUUUCCAUAACGUUUCAGCAUUUUACAACUUGUUCUCAUUUGCAUCAUGAGAACACAGGAAUAAACCUUUCAUAUUUCAUUUUUUGUGGAAGAUUUCUACAGUGUCCCAAAAGGAUGUGGCCAUUUUAGGAGAUUCACAGAGUCCCUCGUGCACUGGAAGACAAGUUCCAAAGAAAUGACCAAAAUUAUGAUAAUUUUGGCGGGGGGAGGGGCGGUCUCAGAUAUUUGAGCUUUCAAAAAGGGUUUUUUGUAUAUUUUGUAAAGUGGGGCUUCAAAAGUAAAGUAUGGAUGGAGGAGUUCUUUAAGACAAGAAAUUCCAGAACAGUUAAGUAAACCAAAGCUCUAAAGGAGGCACACAAAAGCUGCUUUCUUGUGUUUCAAGAAAAGUUUAAAAGUUUGUGAUUCAUCAUGCAACUAAUGCCAUAACUAGAAUAUAUAAUUUGACUUAAAUUAAGUUUUAAAUUAAGUUGAGAAAUAUUUUCAUUUUCUUUAAAAGAAUAUAGUUUCUUCCAAGAACUUGGACCAACGUUGAUUUUUAUUUUGUAGGAAAUAUAUAAAUGCCCUGUUUGUAUAUCAUGUAACUAGUUUACAUGCUGCAAAUAUACAUUAGUUUAACUAUUUUUGUAUAUAUCCUUGUAAAACUUCGAAAUGUGCUUCUUUGUCUUUUAGUCCCUAGAAUGACUUGUGGUUUUUAUGUUUCAGUGUUUGAUUCCCUUGAUUGUUGAAGAAAAAAGAUUGGGAAAUGUAGAUUUAUUUAUCUAAAGAAGAAGCUACUUACUAUCAUCCUAAGUUAUUUAAUAUUAAAAGUCAGACGUUUCAUUUAACCUUAGAUGUUAUAAUCUGCUUUUUUCAAUAAAGACAUUUUGUAGUUAA